Helicoverpa armigera (cotton bollworm) is the source of this 4808-nucleotide messenger RNA. RefSeq lists its product as uncharacterized. The record is from RefSeq and is a predicted model, not a curated record. The coding region runs from base 194 to 1264 and encodes 356 amino acids. Gene Ontology annotation, biological process: regulation of transcription by RNA polymerase II. Gene Ontology annotation, molecular function: RNA polymerase II cis-regulatory region sequence-specific DNA binding. Lineage: Eukaryota; Metazoa; Arthropoda; Insecta; Lepidoptera; Noctuidae. The transcript is spliced from 7 exons.
UGUAGCUUCCCGCCGUCCCCCGUCCGACAGUCGCGCUCUGUUCGGUUUGCUGUGCGUAGUUGAGCUGAAUUAUUUUUGUUUUCUACUUAUUCAGUGAUAUCACCGGACUUAUUUCUGGACCUGGACAAAGUUAUUAUUGUGUACUAGUGACUGAGUGACAAAAGAAGUGUUCGCAUGGAUUGAGUGAGCAACGAUGUUACCUCCCACGGCCGGUCUAUCACAAGAACAACGCGACCGGCCCGAAAUGGCGUACCAGCAGCGUCAGGACGUUAGAGAGCUCACCAGAGAAAUCAUCAGAAGUGCCCGAGUAGCAAACAGACAGCAUUCAACAUCCCCUGGAGUUCGAGACCGUUUCCCGUCGACAUCGUCGACAGACGACAAUGAGAGCGGCACGGAUGGCGAAGCCGACCGUUCCCGUCGCGUCAGCCUCAUCCACGGCGGAGUCCCUACCCCGCCCCCAGGGAUCGUCUCCAUACGCAAGAGACGAGGGAACUUAGCCAAACACUCCGUCAAAAUACUGAAGAAAUGGCUGUAUGAUCACCGGUACAAUGCGUACCCUAACGAUGCUGAGAAGAUUGCUUUAAGUCAGGAAGCGAAUUUGACAGUUUUGCAGGUAUGCAACUGGUUCAUAAACGCCCGUCGCCGCAUCCUGCCGGAGAUGAUUCGGCGGGAGGGCCACGACCCGCUGCACUACACCAUCUCGCGGCGCGGUCGCAAGCAACCCGGGUCUUCCGGCGGCAACGCCAAUACGGCUGGCGUGGUUGUCGCGUCUUGGGAUGGUGUUGAAGUUGAAAACGACGCGGACCGCAGUACCGAACAAGAAUACAGCGACGGGCUCCUCGUGUACCGCAGCGACGGCGACGACAUCGGCGACGGAGAGGAGGGCUACUCCUCUAGCGCCGUCUCCGAGGAGGAGGUCAAGUACGACCCCUCCGUGUGGCAGUCCGUCAUACGGUACGGACCAGAGAACCAGGAGCAGGAACAUCCUGCCGCCAGAGGUCGCACGGCGGGCGUGGUGGUGCGCACGGCGGAGGAGGAGGGCGCGGAGGGCGAGGCGGCGGGCGGCGGCGGCGGCUGGCACCCGCAGCUCGCGCACCUGCCGCAGCUGCCGCACCCGCUGCGCAGGCGCACGCAGGUUGUGCCAGUGACCGGCGGCGGCGGCGGGGAGGGUGAACGCGACAAGUUCAAGUGCCUGUACCUGCUGGUGGAGACCGCCGUCGCCGUGCGCCAGCGCGAGAAGGAGCAGGAGGAGGUGCCCGUCUAGUCACUGCCAGACUGCAGUAUGGAUUGGACCCGGCAGCGCCGCCAAACGGAAUUGUACGUUCACGCGGUAUUUAACGUUACAAUCUUCCACUAAUCUAGAGUCACUCUCACUUCAUGCCGCUUCCUAACAGCGGACUCCACACUCCUUUACCAAACCUUUUCAUUUUAACCAUAGAUUAUACAUGCAUUGUAUAUGAGAAAAAAGUUCUCAAAAGCCAGACAUUGUUUUGAUCGCUUUUGUUGCGGAUAUAAUUGAUAUUUUCAGAAUUCUGAUUGAUUUUCGUUUGAAAUGUUGUAAAAGCUAUGCCUCGAUAUAUUUUUUUUUGUAUAUUAGUUGACACUUUGAUUUACGCUGCAGAUAAAACAUGAAAUUAUAGCAAUCAUCGAUCGCAAGUCGCCAUUUCAAGGGUAUUCUGUACUAAUAAAUAGAACUUUGAUUAUUUUUGUCAUUAUUACCAGGAAUGGGGGAAAAUAACUAGCUGUUUUGAUGUAAUAGAUCGUAAUAUUACUAUAUUUACUAUUAUAUCAGUAGAAUGCGAUCAUAUUUAUAUACUACUAGACUUUAGUAGUGCACGUUUUAUAAAUUGGAUCAAAUGCACUUUUACAUUGUGUAGAUUUUUUAUACAUAAACUUCCAUUUUCAUGGCCUAUGGUCUGGUUAGUUUAAAUAGGUGAAAUUGUAGAGGGUGAAAAAUGCUUGAAUAACUAGUGGUGACCAUUUAUGUAACCAUUAUGAUAUUGGAAGCACAAAAUAAUUUACAAAAAUAACAAAGAAUGGAAUAUUGAGUGGAUUUUGUAUAAACAAAAUAGGGUUCAUCCAUAAUUUAUAUGUUUUAAUGGUAGAUUGAGUAAUUGUAGGGUUGAUGGUUAAAAGCCAUAUUGAUAGUCGAAAUCUUGUCUAGUAUUUGUAAAACUGUGCACUAUUAAAGUAGAAAAUAAUUUUGUAGGAUACACACUAUAUCAGUAGCCUUCCUAUAUUUAUAAUAAUUAGAAUGACAGACUGGUUAAUCCUUAUCUAUCGAAAAUAUUUACUCAGCUUGUAUUGUUCCUACCUAUUAUAAAGAAAAUAAAUAAUAUAAUACAAAUUUGAAUUAUUAUAAUACAUAUACAUUGAAUAGGGGAACUGUAUUGUCCCAGUAAUAUUAAAAUUAUUGAAAAAUAUUUCUCAUGUAAUCACGAGGUAACUCAUAAAUCUUGAAUAGAAAUCUUCGAAUACCAUCAUUACUUAAAUUUGGUCCAGUAACUAUUACAAACAUAUGAAAAUAUAUAUCCAACUAUUGGCGAAAAAUGUAGUAGUCCCAUUUAUAUUGGUUAAAUCUUUGUCCAUUAUAGAACACUGUAAACAUAGUCGUCCAUCAUAGGUUACCAAGAAGACUGGAAACGAUAUAUUAUCACAUAUAUUCAUUAUAUAUACCCAUAUCAAUCUGAUUUAUACCCGCCAAAAAUACUGUUCGUGCUACGCGCCGCUAUCAUUUCACUCAUAAUUGACAACGACUUCGAAUGCUUAAUAUCAUUAGAAGUUAUAGAAACCAGUUAUUUCUUACUCAUAAAACAGACAGUCGGUUUUAUAUACAAUUAGUAUAUUUAUAUGAUUAAAUAUUUUUGUAUUGCAAUCUCAACCAAGAAGGUUAUUAUUGCCUUAAUGUUAAAAUUACGCUUGAAAACUAUCGAUCCUCAGGGAAUUACAAUGUAACAUGUAGCAACAUUAUCAAACAUGCGUCUAUUUACUCCGUACAUACAGAUCAUUACCUAUAUUGACGGUGCGCAAAUGUAUUAUCAUUUGUUUAAUAUUCAUUCAUAUUGAAUGUCACCUCAAGCACAAUUUCUCAGCAACCGACUGUAUGGAGUAAUAUAGCAGUAACUAUUCAUAAAUAUAUAACUUGUGUCCUUGUAUAUAGUUUGUACACAUACAUAGUGUAUGUUAGGUCUAAAGUUUUGUAGCUUCUAGUUAUAUGUUAGUGCCAACGAGGCAAGGUUUAUGUAGCGUACCAUCUCGCGGUAAUUUCCGUGAUAAUUUAUUUAAGGGUGAUACUUUUAGUUGAGCAAAUCUUUAAUAAUACUAGCUGACCCGGCGAACUUCGUACCGCUUUCUUAAAUAAUAAAGCAACUACUGAAUGGAUUUUCACGCAGUUUUCUCCAUUAAUGCAGUAGUUUAAAAGGAAGGAUAAGAUGUAUAAUUUGAAGUGCGAAGCUGCGGUGGGUCUCUAGUAUCAUAGAAGUUUAAAGUAGCUAUUUUAGAAUGUUAUAUUAAUUCGCACUGAUAUCAACUCACCCUUCUUUUUGUGUGAAAGCAAAUUAUCGAAGUAAUUACCAGAUUUAAUUUUAGUUUUCUAUUAAUUCUUAUGAUGUUCUAUCAACUUAAGCAGAAGCUUUAAAUGGAAGUAGGGACACGUUUUUAGAGUAAAUGUUGUUUCUUAAACAUGAUUGAUUUUUUAACUAUAGAGGUGGCUUCCUGGUUUUGGUGUUGGAGCUAAGCUAUCUAGAACAUGUGUCCUAAUAAAUGUAUGAAAACAUUUAAAUCAUCAUUAUUAAUGUAAUCAAUAUUAUGUUGAUCAUCUUUCAACUCCAGUACACUCCAUACAAUAAUCGCCUCGAUAGAAUUUUGUACCAAAUAUAGUAUAAGAGUUAAUAUUUUUUGUGUUCAUGCAUAAACAUAUAAUAAUAUUUUAUAGUAUUUUUCCAAGAUAUACUAAGCCAAGUGUAUUGGAGUUGUUUGUAAAUUUUUUGUAUGUAUUUAUUGGUUGUGAGUUUGGGAAAUCGCUGUGUGAAAAGAUGUACUUGUUUGUUUUAUGAUUACAUUUAUUUUGUUUGGUAGACCCAUUGGAAGACACUACAAAUACUUGAUGACUCAAAAUGCUCGAAAAUUUGCCUUUUUCUUCAUAAAACGACUUGUUUUCGAUCAAUUAAAUGCAUAUUUCAAUGUGUCUACUAAACUUGAAAAUAGGGCUUUACGAUUGCUGGCGAUGAAUCAAUCACUACACAAGUUUCCAAAAUCAUUUUAACAUCAAACAUAAAUUAUUCCUAUUUUACAGUUGGAUCAAAUAUUGCUAUUUCAUACGAUAUACUAUAUCCCUUUAUGACGCUUAGUUGAUAUUAAGUUAAUGUGUAUCGUAAAUGGUAAAAAUAGUUAAAGGUAUCACAAGUAUUUUAAUCUAGCUGGCGUGGAAAGUUUGCUCGUUAAAUACCUUUCAUUUAACCGUACCCACAUAUUAUAAGUACAGGGAAUGUAUUUAAUCGCAAUUUACACACUAUGUUCUACGAGAACAUAAAUUAUCAUUAUUUAAUUUAUUCAUAUUUGACCUUCUUGAUUACAAGACUCCAUCGUCCAGCCAGUUGCACUUACCGUAAGCAGUCAAUAUUAAUUAGCUCUUAAGUCGUUUGUUUUAAGGUGACUUUUCGUUUAACUCUUAAUAUAAGUAGGGUGUCAUUUUCGUUUCUUAAUUUACCUGAGUACAAUAACUUAGAACUUAGUAUUUUUCGUUCGUGUAAAUACUCCUGUGUAAGAUGCGUAAUCUGUUAGUGAAUAAAAUAAAAAUAAUUUCAAAA